This is a messenger RNA of Sardina pilchardus (European sardine), 2979 nucleotides long. It is a transcript of the gene c13h19orf47, whose product is annotated as chromosome 13 C19orf47 homolog. Gene Ontology annotation, cellular component: nucleus. Lineage: Eukaryota; Metazoa; Chordata; Actinopteri; Clupeiformes; Clupeidae. The transcript has 8 exons. The record is from RefSeq and is a predicted model, not a curated record. The coding region runs from base 78 to 1289 and encodes 403 amino acids.
CGGAAGUCUGAGCAUAUUUAUAUAUAUACACCGGAAGUGACUGGGUGCAUCGAAGAGCUACGAGCAUUGCAGUGAAGAUGGCGUCAGAGAAAUCAGCCACUUCGGAGUGGAUUCAGUUCUUCAAAGAUGCUGGGAUCCCACCCAGUCUGGCUGUUACCUAUGCAGUGUCCUUUGUGGAUAACAGGAUACAAAAGAACAUGCUCAUGGAUCUCAGCAAGGAUAUCAUGAUGGACCUGGGAAUCUCUGCUAUUGGGGAUAUCAUUGCCAUUCUCAAGCAUGCUAAGGUGGUCUACAGACAGGAUAUGUGCAAGAUGGCCACUGAGGCCAUUAACUCUGGACAGACCAGUGUCCAGGCUGAGUUGAGACGCACUGCGAACACGCCUGCCACCCGCAUGAUAGCCAGUGCUCUAAGCAGGGAUUCGCCACCCAGCACGCCUGCACAGUGGCCUGACAACCGUCUCUCUGUGACCGUGUCCAACAAGGGGGCCAAAGGAACUAAGGCAGUUGCACCGAGCGAGCCAGCCGAGGGAGGGAAUGGCCUGCCAGUGAAGCGACGGCGUGUGACUGCAGAAAUGGAGGGCAAGUAUAUUGUAAACAUGCCAAAGGGAACAACCCCACGCACACGACGCAUCCUUGCCCAACAGGCCAAGAAAGGGAAGGGCUUGAAACGCACCUCUGUGUUUGAGAGACUCGGCGCUGAGUCAAAGGCAGACACUACACCCACAGCAGCUGCCAAGACCACAGGUGUGUUCAGUCGGCUCGGUGGUGGCCAGGAGGACGCUGGCUGGAGAGAUGGACCCAAACCAGGUGCUGCUGAGGAGGAGGAGGACGAUAGUGAUGGCGAAGGCUCUGUGCUCCAGUACGCAGGCGUGCUCAAGCGGCCUCACCCCUCCACAAAGAAAGAACCGGCUGCUACCAAACCAGCUGCUACCAAACCAGCUGCUACCAGACUAGCUGUUACCAAACCAACCAGGACGGCCCUGAGCAGGCUGGGACACAAAGUGAAGGUGCCCCCCAACGAGUCCUCUCCUCCACUCCCUUCGUCUACCUCCUCUGUUCUUGAGUUGGGUCCCAAGCGGAGUAUACUACAAAGACUGGGAAAGCCCCCCAAAAGUGGCUCUGGUUCCCUCAGUGCCUCGACCAAGCCGCUCCACUCCGACGCUUUGCCCUUGGCUAGCCCCAAGGUCAGCAGCAGCACAAGCGCUGCAGGUUCAGCAGACUCCCCCAAUGCCCAGAUGGAUGCCACAGUGGUCAGUGUUUUUAAGAGACUAGGCGCCAAGAGGACCUAAGUUGACAUAUCAAAAAAAAAAAAAAAGAUCUCAACUAUUUCUCCACCACCACCACUUACCUCACAUUACACAGGCAAGACAAUUUUGGAUUAUGAGUUUUCUUUCAGACGUUCAUUUGUUACAAAUGCGUUCAGAUCGAGUCAAUAGAUUUAUACAGCGGAGUUAGUUGAAGGUAUGAGAUGCAAGUAAAAUCUGAUAAGAUAGUCAAAAAAGGUUAUAUGAUGGUUGUUUGUUUUGGCAACCCUGUAUAGGCAACAUAGUGAUGUAAUUUACAGACCUGCAUUUUAAUGGUGGUGAGGAGAAUGCAGCCCAUGCUAGCACCUGAUUCCCAAUAGGAGUUUUUAUCGCCCCGACUUAUUCCUGAAUUCUCUUAUGCUCCCUUCUAAAGCAUGUCGUGCUAGAUGUCACCAUACCUCUCCAUUCUCUGACACAAUUAUUGGAUAAUAGGAAACCAACUCUCACAUUAUGGUUGCAGUUUGCGUGGACCAGAGCUCAACACCUUUGUUAUUGUCAUGGAGUGUGGAAUGCUAACAUUGCAUGCUUAUUUUCGAUUUACAUUCUUGCAUCGAUCAGGAAAUGCAUAUCAAGUGCCACUUGCGUUUAGUUCGUCUGUUGACGGUGUGCUAAUAUCGUGCAAAAUCAUUGUUUCCCUUUCAACGCUCACCGUUGCACGGUUAUCCCUUUGUGGCCAAUUUUAAAAAUCUUCACAUUUCCCAAAACAAUGUAUAGCCAGAUACUAGGUAGCACACACAUAUUAAGAGCAUUUUUCAACUGCACCAUUGUAAGAUAAGAGAUUUUAUUGCAGAAAACUGAAAGAUCUGUUUCACUGGUGCCCCAGUAAUCAAAAGUAUCAUUUGGGAUUUAGUACUGUUACGUUACUGGAACUUGGUUGUUGGGCCAGCAGCACUGUUAGAUACAGUUUUCUGACAUCCUGUGGCAUAGUGUUCCUUUCUGUGUUGGCUAUAUAGACAGCCUUUAUACCACAAACUCUCAGUCCUGCCCCUUGGGUUUCCAACUCUGCAUAUUUCAUAUCUUUUAGUAGCCCUCUUGGCUCUUGGUUAGCAGAGAGCAUUUUAUUUGGCACAAAGAACAUUUUAAUUACCCUGAUUUCAGUGCUGACCUUAUGGCAGUAUUGAAAACCUGGUGACAUUGUUUUCCCACAUUUAUUUGCCCAACGACAAAGGAACCGGCAUUGUAUUAUGUUGCCAUGGCCUUGUCAUUCAUAGAGAAAUAAGAUUUCAUCGCUAUCAAUAUAACGCUUAACUGCCCUUAGCGUCUAAGCAAUGUUAGCAGGAGGUAAUUUUUGUUGGCACAGUUAUGAGUUAUUUUUUGUCAUGGUGUGUUGAGAGUCUAAUAUCCGUUAGCACCUUUAUGAGGUUAUUUUUAUGUUGCACCAAUAUUCUGUGACACUCAUUGUUCUCAAUGUGUCUUAUUGGAAAGGGAACCAGAGCUAGACCACCAGCAACCACUGGCUCAUGUGUAAGCUUAAGAAAGUGCUGUUGAAGAAUACCCUAAGGGUUUACAUGUUUCCGUUUUAUUUUAUUGUUUUUAUUCGGUAGGCUUCUGCCAUAUUUUGAAAUGUCAAAAAGAAAAGAGUUGUUUGGCAGUGGUUUUGGUAUUUUAUAUAUUAAAAAAAAAACAAUUAUGUAUUGAAAACCUUGUGUAAAUUGUAGAUAAAAUUUUCCCUGCC